AUGACCUCCUGGAGGUUGGUGCCUAUUACCCUGGUCCUGCUCUGCUCCAGCAUCCUCUGCUCCCUGGGCUGUGACCUGACUCAGGGACUCCAGGAAGACUUCUCACUUCUUAACCAAAUGAGCACAUUUUCCCUGGUGUCAUGUCUGAACGACAGGAUCAACUUCAACUUCCCAAAGGAAGCCCUGGAUGAAAGCCAACUCCAGAAGGAAAAUGCCACAGUCAUUGUUCUUGAGAUGGUUCAGCUGAUCUUUGCUCUCUUCAGUCAAAAUGCCACUCCUGCCACUUGGAAUCAGACCCAGGUCAUGCAACUGCUCAUUGGACUAGAUCAACAGCUGGAACAGCUGGAGAGGUGUCUUGGGCAGGAUAUAGAAUGGAAAAAGUCUUCCUUGGGAACUGAGAACUCCAAGCUUGCAUUGAAGAGCUAUUUCCAAGGAAUUAGCCAAUAUCUGCAGGGUAAAGAGUAUAGCCGCUGUGCCUGGGAGAUCAUCCGAGUAGAAAUCAGAAGAAUCUUUCUGUUCAUGAACAAACUCACAAGAAAAUUCAGGAACUAA
Messenger RNA from Gracilinanus agilis (Agile Gracile Mouse Opossum), 552 nucleotides. Its product is annotated as interferon alpha-16-like. Gene Ontology annotation, molecular function: type I interferon receptor binding; cytokine activity. NCBI's taxonomy places the organism in Eukaryota, Metazoa, Chordata, Mammalia, Didelphimorphia, Didelphidae. The transcript has a single exon. The record is from RefSeq and is a predicted model, not a curated record. The coding region runs from base 1 to 552 and encodes 183 amino acids. Gene Ontology annotation, biological process: B cell proliferation; adaptive immune response; B cell differentiation. Gene Ontology annotation, cellular component: extracellular region.